Messenger RNA from Bufo bufo (common toad), 2526 nucleotides. Its product is annotated as alpha-2-macroglobulin-like. Gene Ontology annotation, molecular function: endopeptidase inhibitor activity. The coding region runs from base 1 to 2526 and encodes 841 amino acids. The record is from RefSeq and is a predicted model, not a curated record. The transcript has 21 exons. NCBI's taxonomy places the organism in Eukaryota, Metazoa, Chordata, Amphibia, Anura, Bufonidae. Gene Ontology annotation, cellular component: extracellular region.
AUGACGUCUAAGGAGCUUCCAUAUGCCUCCAAUUUCGUACAUCGCCAUACUGAAACUCAUAAGGUUUCCCUUAAAUUUUCGGAGGAGCAAAGUCUUCCUGGGUCUAUGGUGAAUCUCCAUAUCAGCGCUCACCCAAACUCCAUGUGCAGUGUCCGAGCAGUGGAUAAGAGUGGCAAGCUCCUGAAAUCAGAAGAGAGACGCUCGGAGGACAAUGUGAAUCAAUUCUUAAAAGAAUGGGAUACAGAAGGUUACCCUAUAGAGAUUGAAGAGCUUCAGGAGUGUCCACUCGGUUCUUCUCCUGUUUUUGUAGAAGCUUCAGAACAGCCUGAUAUAUUCAGUCUUUUUGAGCAUUGUGGGAUCAAAACCUUAACCAACUUCGCAAUACGGAAGCCGCUGGAGUGUGAAUUGCAGGGCCCAGAAAUAUUACAGAAUUUCGCUAAAUCAAAAAUGGUAUUUCCUGGAGUCAAAAAAGAUGCACCACCGCAAGAAAACGUGCGCAGAAGAUCCCCAACUACCUGGAUAAUGAACUUGAUGCUAAUAGGAUCCACUGGUGAACUGGACUAUCCAGUCAAAACUCCAGACACCAUCACCCAGUGGAAUGUAGAGGCCUUCUGCACAUCAACCAUUGGUCUUGGCUUUUCACCCCAAACUUAUCUUCAAGUGUUUAAACCAUUCUCUCUGGAGAUGAUCACACCAUACUCAGUUAAACAAGGGGAGACUUUCGUGCUGAAGGCAAAUGUCCUCAACUCCAUGAGGAGGUGUAUGAAGGUCCAGGCAACUUUGUACCAGUCAAAAGACUUUCAAGUGGAACCAUGUGAAGGUUGCUUGUACAAUGCCUGCCUCUGCAGUAAGCCAACCUACACCUUUACCUGGAACAUCAUAUCCUUAACUCUGGGCUCUAUUAAUAUCAGCGUUAGUAUAGAGGCAUUGAGCACUAACGAUCUAUGUGAUGGACAGAAGCCUAUGGUGCCUAAAAGAGUACAGUCAGACAUUGUGCAGAGGCGCCUUAUAAUUGAGCAAAAUGGAGUACCAGAGAAAAAGACACACAGUAUUCUCCUAUGCGCUUUUGAGUUGGACACAAUUCUCCUGGACCUUCCAGAAAACGUUGUGCUUGGAUCUCAGUCAGCAAAGGUUACUGUUACAGGUGAUAUCAUGGGAAAGCCAUUAGACAACUUGAAUAACCUUGUGUUGCUGCCAUUUGGCUGUGGAGAGCAGAACAUGAUGUUACUUGGCCCUAUGAUAGCAGUUAUAAAUUACUAUAGUACCACAGGGCAACUGACUGAUGAGAUUGUGGCUAAAGCAACCGAAUUCAUGGAGACUGGAUUACAGAACCAACUUAAUUACAAGCAUACAGAUGGAUCCUACAGCGCCUUUGGGAACAGUGAUCCAUCUGGAAGUACAUGGCUGACAGCAUUUGUAGCACGGAUAUUUUUUAUGGGUCUGAAAUACAUCCAUAUAGAAUACCGACACAUCACAGAAGCUCUGGACUGGCUGAAGGGGCAGCAGCGAAGCAAUGGCUGCUUCAAAAGUGUAGGUCAAAUAUUUCCCAAGGAGCGUCAGGUAAGAGAGGACAACAUGAUCACUCUCACUGCAUUUGUUUCUUUAACAUUCCUAGAAGUAGGAGAUCCACAAUACGAUGAGGUAAUCGAGAAAUCAAAGCGAUGUCUGGAGAAAUGCACUGAUGCACAAAGCUCAACCUACACGAAGGCACAAUGUGCAUACGCUUACACUCUGAUGGGUGACACAGAGAAGAGAACACGACUUUUGGAGCAGCUGGAUCAAGUGGCCAUAAAGAAAGAUGAUAUGACACAAUGGUCCCAAAAUUCUGAGAUCCCUUCAGAUGACCCAUUACGGUCCAAGCCAAACUCUGGAAAUGUGGAGACCACAGCAUAUGUUGUGUUGGCCAUGGUGUCAGGAACCAACCCAACCAAAACGGAUCUCGGGGCGGCAGUGCCUGCAAUCCGCUGGUUAAAUUCACAGCAAAAUAGCAAUGGAGGAUUCAUUACCACUCAGGACACAGUAGUUGCUAUCUUUGCAAUGUCUAAAUAUGGCUCCUUAACGUUCGUCUAUGAAAAUAUGCCGACCGUCACCAUUACCAAUGACAAAGGGUUCAGUGAAAACGUGACAGUGAAUCCCCAGAACCCGACUGAAGUGAAAGUUGUGGACUUGCCUGACAUCCCAGCAGAGUACACUCUGGAAGCAUCGGGAAGCGGAUGUGCAUAUGUGCAGAUUAUUAUAGGAUACAAUAUUCUGAAUCCAGAGCCAGAAAAGUCAUUUAUGCUUGAUGCUGUAACCUCAGCAAUUGAGUGCCCCCCUCACCCUGCGCCAAAAUUCAGCAUAGGAAUCAGUUUCAGUUUAAGUGAUGCACGUGAAGAUGAAGCUUCUAACAUGGCCAUCAUAAUUGUAAAAAUGGUGUCUGGAUUUGUCCCUGUAAAAAGGUCUGUAAAUGCGCUCUUAGCCAACAGCGUGGUGAAGAAGGUGAAAAGCAGCCCGGCUGACGUGACGAUCUAUCUGGAAAAGAAAUGA